Molecule: messenger RNA, 2922 nt
Organism: Linum trigynum
Lineage: Eukaryota; Viridiplantae; Streptophyta; Magnoliopsida; Malpighiales; Linaceae
Source: the annotation of a GenBank genome assembly
CUAUACUUCGAAGUUAUGGGUUCGGCUUCGUUCUUAACUUGCAGAUGCGUAGUAUUGACCCGGAUUAUUUGCGCUUGGUAAAUGUUAAUUUUGAUGGUGAGUGAACGCACAACUAGCAUUUUUAAUUGGAUUUAUUUCCUGUUGUGUUUUCAACUUUAUCCUAAGUCAUUAUCCAUAAAAUUUGUUUCAGUAUUAAUUGUGAGCACCUGUCCUUGUAACAUUUUGUAGGUCAGUCUAUGUCGUUCCAGAUGCCUGGCGGGGUACGUUUGUAUCUUACUGAGGAUGACGUCGAACGCGUGUAUGGCUUGCCCAAGGGUACCAAUAUUGUUGAUCUUGACAUCUUCGACCAGCGCAAUACAAAGGAAUGGGCGUUGGCUCUUGGCAUAUCCACAGCCGGCCCAAAUAUGAUCGACCUAAUGCAGUUGAAGAAUGACAUGAGGAACACAAUCGAUGAUGAAUCUUGGGUGCAGAUGUGCAUUCUAUUGAGCAUUGGAUAUGUUUUGGACCCAAAUGGCAGUAUGACUGUGAUGCAUAAGUACCUUGGAUUCAUGAGGGGGAGAGAUGCUGAAGAGAUUAGAAACUUCAAUUGGUGUGGUCACAUGCUGAGCCGAGUGAGACGGGCUAUUCUUGGGAAUUCAGAUAGAAAAUAUGUGGAGGGCGAUGUGCACUUUCUCAUAUGUGCAUUCCUGGACCGGACCGGUGUGCCAAACACACCCGGAACAGUUUCUACCAUUAUACCAAGUUGUACGUUAUGGAAUGAGAAACGAGUGUCCGGUCGCAAGGAAGCAGUCCUUAGUACUUCCAAUGAUCUGAGGGUUGUCCCUAUAUUGGAUUUUCCAGGGUCUAAGACCAAUAAGAACAAACUGGUGGAGGAGAGGUUUGUUCGAAAAACUAGGGCUAAGCAUGUUGAUUCUAUGGGCAUUGCUAGAGAGGUUUGUUCGAAAGGGGUGCAACCAGAGAAUUCUGAUGGGGGAGAAUCUGAACAGAACAUGAAGCCCAAGUCGCUGUUCGAACUUAUGUCCUUGAGGACCGACCACAUGGACACGAAUAAGCUUUUGUAUAUGCGGAAGGAGGCUUUAAGCUUCCUUGCAACGCUUCGCGGUCAGGUGACCUUCUUCAAAAGACUGGUUGGUGUUUGCGAGUCAGAGUUAAUCAGUCGUGACGUCACCUCAUUUGAUGAUGAAGAUGAAGCUGUCAACGGCUCGGCCUCUCGGGAGCAGACUGUUCCUGAGUUUUCGGUGGAGGGAUCUGCUUCGAAAAUUGCAUCCCCACUUGCCAAAGGUCUUGCAGAGAUUUGCACAUCGGUUGAUAACCCCGGUUAGUUUCCUACCAAUUUCAUGACAAUUAUUAACUAGGAUUCCCAAUUCAUUACUUUUAUAGAACUUAUUAUCACUAUUUUCACACGAUAAUUAAAUUUGCCAUCCUUGUCAUAAAUUACAUAUUGAAUAUGUCAUAAAACUGUUGAUAAUAGGUUGAAAAAUAUUAAUGAAUUGGUAUUAGCAGUUAAUAAUCGUGUAUGAUGAUAUUGAUAAUAGGUUUAAAAAUAGUAAUGACUUGAUUACAUGCAAAGUUUAUUAACUGAUGAAGAUAUUCCUCUCGGAUUAACAACUUAUUAUCACUAUUUUCACAAGUUAACACGAUAAUCAAAAAAUAUGUAAUUUUGAAUAUGUCAUAAAACUGUUGAUAAUAGGUUGAAAAAUAUUAAUGAAUUGGUAUUAGCAGUUAAUAAUCGUGUAUGAAGAUAUUGCUAAUAGGUUUAAAAAUAAUAAUGACCUGAUUACACGCAAAUUUUAUUAACUGAUGAAGAUAUUCCUCUCGGAUUAAUUAUUAACAACCAUCAAUAUCAUUACUAAUCUUUCCUUCUUGGAUUAUUAACCUAAAUCGACAAUGUAAUUUUCAUGCAAAGUUUACUAUUAACCUAAACACUUGAAUUAUUAACAACUCCCACAUGAAUUGUUAAUCAUCCCUCUCCGAGUAAUGACUUUUACUUAUUAACACAUUGAAUUAUUAACCAUGUCUUUUUACGUGCAAAGUGGAUUAUUAAUUUAAACACUUCAAUUAUUAACAACAACCACAAGUAUUAUUAAUAAAUUGGUAUUAUCAGUUAAUAAUCGUGCAUGAAUAUAUUGAUAAUAGGUUUAAAAAUAGUAAUGACCUGAUUACAUGCAAAUUUUAUUACUAAUUUAAACACCUCAAAUAUUAACAGUUAACGAAGGCAUUAUUAAUUAUCCCACACCAAGUUAUUAACUUAAAUUGUUAACAACUCUGGCCUGUUUUAUUAAACAACGAGGCAGCCAAAUAUACGUGAGCAAAACAAAGUCCCAAAAACUUACCAAAAAUAACGGAAUAUCUUCAUCAGUUAAUAAAAUUUGCAUGUAAUCAGGUCAUUACUAUUUUUAAACCUAUUAUCAAUAUAUUCAUACACGAUUAUUAACUGCUAAUACCAAUUUAUUAAUAAUACUUGUGGUUGUUGUUAAUAAUUGAAGUGUUUAAAUUAAUAAUCCACUUUGCACGUAAAAAGACAUGGUUAAUAAUUCAAUGUGUUAAUAAGUAAAAGUCAUUACUCGGAGAGGGAUGAUUAAUAAUUCAUGUGGGAGUUGUUAAUAAUUACAGUGUUUAAGUUAAUAGUAAACUUUGCAUGAAAAAUUACAUUGUCAAUUUAGGUUAAUAAUCCAAGAAGGGAAGAUUAGUAAUGAUAUUGAUGGUUGUUAAUAAUUAAUCCGAGAGGAAUAUCUUCAUCAGUUAAUAAGCUUUGCAUAUAAUCAGGUCAUUACUAUUUUUAAACCUAUUAGCAAUAUCUUCAUACACGAUUAUUAACGGCUAAUACCAAUUCAUUAAUAUUUUUCAACCUAUUAUCAACAGUUUUAUGACAUUCUUAUUAAUUAUCUCGACAUUAUUUGUUAAUAAAACAAUAUGUAAUUU